Oenanthe melanoleuca is the source of this 2991-nucleotide messenger RNA. RefSeq names its product zinc finger protein 594-like. NCBI's taxonomy places the organism in Eukaryota, Metazoa, Chordata, Aves, Passeriformes, Muscicapidae. The record is from RefSeq and is a predicted model, not a curated record. The transcript has 6 exons. The coding region runs from base 373 to 840 and encodes 155 amino acids.
GGGCGGGCGCUGAGGGAGGCGCUGCAGAGAGCGGGGCAGGCGCCAGGAGAGGACGAGGGGCUGCGGGAGCUGCUGAGGCGGCGCAGGGACAGAAAGUCUCGAUGGUCCCUGGAAGUGGCUCAUGUUCCACCGGCCCGUGCCCCCCCGAUCCAGGACGGGCCACAUUCCCGCCCUUCCCUUGACCCAUCCCCUGCCAGUUCGGGGUUGGAACAGGGCAGGAGGAGGAGGAAGGGAGGAAGAGGCGAAGCGGCAGCAGAAGCAGGAGGGGACAAGAACCGAUUCGAGCGCUGCCCGGAGCUGCCUGAACUCGCAGCGGCCCCGGGACCAUCGCCCCCCAUCCCGCAGGAUUUCGCAAUAUUAGCCAUUAGCCCGAUGGAGGAGGAGGAGGCUGCGAGGAAGAGGAAGAUUGCCCAGGAGCCCCAGGCAGACAAGGAGCUGAGCACGGAGACCAGGAAGGACAAAACCCUGUGGCAGAAUCUGGUGGAAGAGGCCGUUUGCAGCAGCUCCACGGCGCAGGAAUCCUUCGGGGAGGAAAAGCCGCAGAGAUCCCGCACCAGGAGGGGCUGCAAACGCAGAUUGUGGGGAUCUGAGGAGGAAAGACCCAGCCUGGGCCGGGCAGGCGGCCGGAGAUGGAGCCAGAGCUUGGACCUGGUGGUCCAUGAGCAGCUUCAUGAUGGGGAGAAGCGCCACAAGUGCUCAGAGUGUGGGAUGAGCUUCACAGGGUCUCCCUUGAGCCGAGGCAGCUCCCACCAAAGACCCUGCCCUGAUUCAAUUCCCAGUACAGGAGCUGCAACGGCCAUGGGUGAAGUUCUGAAGGCUGGCAGUGAAAUGUCCCUGUAAGAUCUUGCUGCACUUGGCUUUUGGCCCCUUCUGAAGAGCUUUGCCUUCAAGGGCAGGAACAUCUUUUCCUGGCUGGGAACUGGAAUUCCAGAGCCUGGCAGUGUGAGCCAUGCAGGAUCAUGCAGACUGGGAUCAUGGGGGCUAGGAUGACAUGGACUGGGAUCCUCCAGACCGGGACUGCACAGACUGGGACCAGAUGGAUCAGGGCCAUGCAGAGUGGGAUUGUACAAACAGGAAUCACAUGGACUGGGAUUGUACAAACUGGGAUUGCAUGGAUUCGGAUUGUAUAAACUGGGACCAUAUGGACCGGGAUGGCUGCUCCAGAACGAUGCGAACGGAGGUGGUCCCCCCCCACCCAGGGGGCCCUCCCAGUCUCGCAUGGGAGCACAGCCAGAAGUCCCCAGAGUUAAUGUGGAGGUCCCAGAGUGCUCACAGUGUGAUCCUGUCCUGGUGCCAGCCUCAGUCUCACUCUCAGUCUCAGAGCACUCCUGGUGUCAGCCUCAGUUUUGGUUCUGAUCCCAGUGUCGAUCUCAGUCUUGGCGCAGUCCCCAAGUGCUCCGUGUGCUCAUUCCGGUCCUGGUGUCAGUCUCGAUCCCAGAGUGGUGCUGGUCUCAGUCCCAGUGGGUCUUACAGUCUCGCCAGUCUCGGUGUUGGUUCUGGUGCCGCUCUCAGUCUCAGUCCUGGAGUUCUCCCAUUGCCGGUUCUAGUGUCUGUCUUGGUCUCAGUCUUGGUCCCAGUUCCAGUUCUGGGGCUUGUUUGGGCUCGGUCUCAGUCCCAGUGCCAGUGGCGGUCUUGUAGAUGUGCCGGUUUCUGUUCUGGUGUCAGUUCUGUUCGCAGUUUUGGUCUUGGUUCCAGUCCUGGGCCAUUUUAUCAGUGAUAGAGAGGGAGACAGAGACUUCAGCUCAUGAUCAGAAUCCAAAAUUUAUUGUGAGCUACAUUUUCUUAUGCAGCAUUUUUAGGAAGGCAGUAAUUUUUUACUACAUUAAUUGGGUUAAACAUCACCCAGACAAACUUUACAUUUCUCCUUAUUUAGUUCAAUCCUCUUUUCUGCUGCCAGUCUUGAUCCAAUCUCCUUGUAACCACCGAAGCUCUGUUUGUUCUUGCCAGGGUGUCCUGGUUAUCAAACUGCAAAUGCCAAUUAAAUCCACAGCACUCUCUGUCUCAGCUUCCACAGUGCUGGUCUCAGUCUGGGUCCGAUAGCGGCGCCAGUCUCGGUGCCAGUGCCGGUUCUGUUUUCAGUCUUGGACUCAAUGUCAGUCUUGGUCUCAGUUUUAGAGCAGCCCCAGUCCCAGUGCUGGUACUGGUGUCAAUGUUGGUCUUGGCGUGCUCCCAGUGCCAAUCUCAGUCUCAGGCCCGGUCCCACAUUGGUGCCAGUCUCGGUUCUGGUGCCAGUAUCAGUCUUGGUGGUGGUUCUGGUGCCGCUGUCAGUCUCAGUCCUGGAGUUCUCCCGAUGCUGGUUCCAGUCCCAGACCAGCCCUGGAGCUCUGCUAGUGCUGGUCCAAGUAUUGGCGUUGGUCUCAGUCCCAGUCAUUGUUCCAGUUCUGGAGCGAUGCUGGUCUCAGUUCUGGUGUUGGUUCUGUUCCCAGUCUUGAUCUCUGUUGGAGAAGAUGAAAUGGGGGAAUCUUGCAAAUAUGAAUGGUCUGAUUCUGGGAAUAUAGAAACCAUGAAUGAAAUUGAAAUGAAAGCUACGUUUGAGAUACCUAGCCCUAGUUACUGAAUAAACAGGUACACAAUAGGAUGGCUUGCUGAAGCUAAUCCACUCUUAAUUAAGCAAUGCUUUUGGCCAUAGGGCAAGGCCAAAAGACACAAAAGACUGGCCAGUACCCAAAUAUUAGAUCUUAGAGUUUAGAAUAUCACACACUAUGCUAAUAUAAGGAUUCCUAUAGGCUGCAUGUAAAUGCUAUAGAAUUAGUAUUUUGUAUUAGAUUGGUUCUUACGGAUCAGAAUAUUCAUGAUGGAAAUGGGUUUAUUGUGUUACAAAUGGGAAGUCGCUCUCUUUUUCUUCCUCUCUCCUUCCUCUUUACUCUCUCUCUCUACCCUCCCUCUUCUCUCUUUCUUUCCCCCCUUUUAUCUCUUUAAUCUGCAUGUGGCUUUGCCAGGCAGCUCCUAGCAGACUCUUAUAAUAAACUGCAACUGUAGCUUUUAGCAUUU